AUGGGCCUGUCACUGACCCGCUCGCGCUCCUCGACGGAGAAGAAGGAGAAGGACCAGGAAGGACGUGCCGACGUCGAGGCCGUCGUUGAGGAUCUCGAGUUUACGGAGAAGGGAGAACAUGGGACCAAGAGGCACCUCAGCCCACGAGUCGUCUCCAUGAUCGCCAUCGCCGGCACGAUCGGAACGGGUCUGUUCCUCAACUCUGGCGCUGCGCUCGCCCUCGGCGGCCCCGUUGGCGCGUGGCUGGGAUACACCCUCAUGGGCAUCCUCGUCGGUAUGAUGAUGUACUGUCUCGGUGAGAUUCUUCUGGUCUCUCGAUCGACCUCUCGUAAGGUCCAGAGGGGACGUGCGGGCGGUAGACACACUCGCUUCGCUCGUCUGCUGACUCGCAGGUCCUGCUACUCCCCCACCGUCGGCGCGUUUACGGAGUGGGGCAGCGUGUUCGUCGAGCCCGCGUUCGGCUUCGCGAUCGGGUUCAACUACGUGCUCAUGAUCGGCAUGGCGCUGGCUUCCGAGCUGUCCGCGUUUGCGAUUCUCAUCGGAUACUGGGACAAGGACGCGAGCCACAUCGGCGCGUACAUCACUGUAGGCCUUGUCGUCUGUCUGCUUCUCAACGUCGUUGGUGUCAAGUACUACGGCGAGGUCGAGUUCUUCUUCGCGUGGGUCAAAGUCCUCACCCUGAUCGGUCUCGUCAUCUUCGGCAUCAUCGUCAAUGUCGGCGGCGUCCCGAGCAACCGCGAAUACAUCGGUGGACGAUACUGGCGUACCGAGCCCUGGAACGACACGUUCAUGGACCUGAAGCCCGUCGGCAAGGCGCGCUUCCUCGGUUUCUGGGCCGUGCUCACGCGCGCGUCCUUCUCGUUUGGCGGUGUCGAGGCCGUCGCCGUCAUUGCCGGCGAGGCGCACAACCCGCGCCGCUCGAUCCGCCUCGCGACCCGCGCCGUCUUCUACCGCGUCGUCGGCAUCUAUGUGCUCACCAUGCUCAUCAUCGGCCUCAACAUUGACCAGCACUCACCCGACCUCCUCCGCGGCGUCGAGGACAGCGACGGCACCGCCGCCAGCUCCCCCUUCGUCAUCAUCGCUGAGCAGGCCAAGGUCAAGGUUCUCCCCGAAAUCAUCAACGCUGUCGUCAUCACUGCCGCCUUCUCCGCCGCCAACGAGGACAUGUACGCCGUGUCGCGCACCGUGCUCGCGCUCGCCAAGCACGGCGGCAUUCCCCGCUGGUUCCUCCGCACGUCGAAGCAGGGCAUCCCCAUUGGCGGCGUCAUUGUCGCGUUCUGCUUCGGCUGCCUCGCCUACCUCUCCUGCGGCGGCGACGGUGCGAACCAGGCCUUCAUCUGGCUCUCGAACCUGACCGCGCUCGGCGACCUGAUCUGCUGGGUCGCCAUCUGCUACUGCUACACGCGCUUCUACAAGGCGCUCGAGAUCCAGGGCAUCAACAGGCGCAACCUCACCCUCCGCGGCUGGUGCCAGCCGUAUAUGGCGUGGAUUUGCUUCUGGUUCUUCAGCAUCAUCAUCCUCUUCAACGGCUUCACGUCCUUCAUCAAUGGCUUCAAGGGCGCAGACUUUGUCGCCGCGUACCUCACCCUGCCGCUCGUGCUCCUCGCGUACCUCUGGGACACGAUUUGGCGUCGCUCAAAGGUCGUCGACCUCAACGAGGUCGACCUCUCUGGUGGACCCCGUGCCGCGCUCAAGGGCACCCGCUACGACAAGUAA
Molecule: messenger RNA, 1716 nt
Organism: Trichosporon asahii var. asahii CBS 2479
Lineage: Eukaryota; Fungi; Basidiomycota; Tremellomycetes; Trichosporonales; Trichosporonaceae
Exons: 5
Coding region: 1-1716 (571 amino acids)
Biological process (GO): amino acid transmembrane transport
Cellular component (GO): membrane
Molecular function (GO): amino acid transmembrane transporter activity
Source: RefSeq, a predicted model, not a curated record